AUGGCUCAUUCGUUCUCGCCAACGACAUAUCCGCAUCUCUGGGAUCACAUCAUCGCAAAUGCCGACCGAAAGACGCAGCACACCCUGCGCAGAGUCGACGCUCAGCUGCGCGCGGCCGUCGACCAACACCAAGCCCGACACCUCGUCCUCAUCCCCGAGGGAAUCUAUUCACUCAAAGUGACGGGGCCAGAGGGCAAGAUUGCGGCGUUCAUGGAAAGACCCCAAUUCUGGAAAGACCAGCGGCUCCUGGAUCUCCUCCCCUACACCCGAGUCGUCGACGUGCGUGGUUUCUGCCCGCCCACUAUCGACCUUCCCCACCUCGCGACAGGGUUUCGGAACCUCGAGGUUGUUCGCAUGAGUCCUGAUGCCACCGGUGCCAGCACGCCGUAUGUUCCGUGGCCGGCUCGGACACUCGUGCUCUUCGCCAGUUUCGCGGGCUUCUGGGUCAAUGAUAGGCACUGGUGGUGGGACAAGGAGACAAAGCUCGAUCCCAACUGGGAGGCCAAGAACCUCACGGUGCCCCAUGGCCGACGGCCAAUGGUUCCACCGGGCGUGGACCAAUAUGCGCUCUUCGAUACGUUCGAGCGUAUCGUGCUCAACUUCAAUGGCGACCUUUCAUCAUUGGAGGAGAUCCGCCCCUUGUUCCGGAACCUCCCAAGGACCGUUAAGGAGGUCCUGCUCGUGCUGCCCCGGAACAAGUCGCUCGACGAUAGCGGCACCUUGUUUAGCUUCUACGCCGGUCUCGAGAUGAGCUUCCACGCUCUCACCAGGGCCCAGCACGCAAAGUACACAUUCGUUGGCUUCGAUCUCGCCAAGCCGGGAUAUAACGACGAGUUGCGCGACAAGCUGCGGCAAUGGAAGAAAACUGAGCUCUUCAUCGACGUCGACUACGGAAUCUCUUGCGCGGACACUGCAGACUUGAGGAAGCGCGAGCGAUACGUAGCAGCAAGUGAGCAAGCGCGCGCGAACGGCGUACUGGAGGGGAAACCUGUCGAGGUACCAGCGCAAUUGGUUGACCUCACUACCAAGGUCGACCAGCUCAUGGCGAACAUGGAGUUUAUUACGCAAGCUCAGUACAGGAAGUGUGUAGACUCGGAGGUGGCAAGCCUAGAGACGCUCGAGUUCUUCCGCGAGGAUGAGUACGAAUAG
This is a messenger RNA of Trichosporon asahii var. asahii CBS 2479, 1149 nucleotides long. RefSeq lists its product as uncharacterized. The transcript has a single exon. The record is from RefSeq and is a predicted model, not a curated record. Lineage: Eukaryota; Fungi; Basidiomycota; Tremellomycetes; Trichosporonales; Trichosporonaceae. Bases 1 to 1149 code for a protein of 382 amino acids.